UAUUUUCUUCAGCAAUGCGAAUCACAAAGCCCGAGUGGCUGCGGCACGAUGCAGACAAAAAGAAGCUGACGGCGAUAUUUUCUCUGGACUUCCACCCGUCGGGCACGCGUCUGGCCACGGGCGGCAUGGACAACAAAGUGCGGCUCUGGAGCACCACGGCCAUGACCAAGCAGACGGAGCCGCGACUACUGUCGACAUUGACGGCGCACAGCGGCGCGGUGAUGUGCACAAGGUUCUCUCCGACCGGCAAAUACCUAGCGACGGGAGCCGACGACUAUGGCAACCUGUCAGGGCUGGGCGGGCCCGAGACAUGGCGGCCGGUGCGGCGGCUCACUGGCCACGAAUCGGACGUGUGCGAUCUGGCGUGGUCCGACGACCAGCGGUUCCUGGCGACGUGCGGGCUGGACAACGUGGUGUAUAUUUGGGACGGCAAGACAUUUGACCGGGUGGCCAAGCUGACGGGCCAUUCGCAGUUCGUCAAGGGCUCGGACGACAAGACGCUGAAGAUCUGGCGCACGUCGGACUGGAAACUGCAGACCACCGUAAGCAAGCCAUUCGAGGACAAUAUCUUCUCGACGUACUUUCGCCGGCCCUCGUGGUCGCCCGAUGGCGACUGCAUUGCCACGGCCAAUGCGGCCAACGGCAAGGUGCCAGUGGACAUGCCGAUUCUGUCGUUCGUCGGGCACCAGGCGGCCAUUGAGGCGGUCAAGUUCAAUCCGCGGCUAUUCAAUGUGCCAGAACCCCACAGCCAGACGGAGAAUGGCACGGCAAAGACGGUGCAGGCGUCGGUGUGCGCGGCCGGCGGGCAGGACCGCGGGGUCACAGUAUGGCUCACCUCGCAGCACAUGCCGAUUGCAGCAGCCACCAAUCUGUUCACCGGCAACCUUCUCGACCUGGCAUGGCACACGUACCAGGAGCCGCAGGACGACGUAGUGGCGAUAUUGGCCGCAUGCUCAUAUGACGGCACGGUGGCUUUGCUCGAGUUCACAAAGGACGAGCUGGGCACGCCCAUCCCGGCCGACGAGCAGGAGCAGCUGCUGGUAAAGUAUGGGUGGGUAAGGAGCACUGGCAAGCGGCGGCGUGGCAUGGCGAUUCUCGACUCUGAUGACGACGACGAUAUACUGCAGUUGGAGGAGCAGAUGACAGUUGUGGCAGAGCCACCAGUAGCUACGCAGCCACCAGUAGCUACACAACCACCAGUAGCUACGCAGCCACCACAACAAGCAGCUGCAGAGCCAGCGCAGAUGCCGGUACCGACGCGGACCAAGGACGGCAAGAAACGCGUAGCACCAGUGUUUGUGCGAGCACUGGGCGGCGGCACCCAGACCACAGCCCCUGUGCUGGCACCAACCACAUCGCAAAACAUCGUCAUCGCGGCUCCCGAAACAGCCGACAUGGAGCCGGUCACUGCGCCGCUGUGGAUCGAGUCGCGGGUGCUCGGCACGCGCAUCAUGGCUCCCAGGCCCAAGCCCGAGCACUCCGCGGCGGCGAUAUCCUACGCAGCCGCGCGCGUCCACCUCAAUGUGCCCAAGGUGGUAGCCCAGAUCACACGCUCGGUUCCCAAUAGCCCCGGCAAACUCAGCCUGGUCGCAAUUAACCAGCCCAAGGGGACCAGGUUGGUGUGCUCACGCAUGCUGGACGAGUCGAGGAGAAACCCUGUGGACGCAGUUCUUCUCGGCCCCGAUUCAUUGCCCUGGCGGCCAGCGAGAGUCCUGGCGGCAGUCUGCGCAGCUGACGGAUCCAUGCACUGGUUCGAUACGCAGGCGGGCGCGCGCAAGCUGCCGCCGAUUAUGGCCGAGGCCCAUCCGUCGCACAUCAUGUGUCGGGGCGACCUCUGUCUCGUACUGGAUUCCGUCGGCCAGCUGAAUGUCUGGGACACCUCGCUGCCCCGGGCGCUGGUCAGCAACCUAAGCAUAGCACCGCUGCUGUACUCGGCCGAGCUGCAACUCCAGCAAGACCGCCAUCCGCCCAAUGUCGCGGUGACCAUGGUCGACCUGACCCCCGCCGGCAUGCCGCUGGUGUCCUUGGACUUGCUUACAUGGCUGAAGAUCUCCGAUCCACAGGCCUUCCGGGGCUCCGACUUUGCCCACCCAUGGCCCAUGCACCGAACCAGCACCGAGCCACUGGCCUUUGUCCAGGAGCUCGGCUCGUACCAGAGCCAGCAAACGAACUCACAUGAGCCUGUGGCUGGCCGGGUGACAGGCGAGGUCAAGCGCGCGGUGACUGUGGACCACGUCGAGCACCAGCUGGCGGCUGCCGCACUGCUGCAGUCGCGCGAGGAGGUGGUAAAGUGGAGCGAUGUGCUGAUGCGCCAGCUGGCAAAGUCCGGCGAUGUAAAGCGCACGGCCUUCUGGCUAGCACAUCUGCUUGGCCCCCGCUGCAGUCAGAUGCUUGGCAGGCGGAAAUGGCCGGCGUUCCCGAAGCACCAGCUGCUGAAGCGCGCGCUGCCGAUUCUCGCAGCCAAUCGCCACCUGCAAUCUCUGGUGCAUGAAUAUUCCACGGCAUUGGAGCAAUUAAGCUGAGCUGGAAGUUUCUUGGAAUUAAAGUCU
Molecule: messenger RNA, 2549 nt
Organism: Linderina pennispora
Lineage: Eukaryota; Fungi; Kickxellomycota; Kickxellomycetes; Kickxellales; Kickxellaceae
Product: WD40 repeat-like protein
Exons: 9
Coding region: 15-2522 (835 amino acids)
Biological process (GO): DNA-templated transcription; regulation of DNA-templated transcription; chromatin remodeling
Cellular component (GO): nucleus; HIR complex
Molecular function (GO): nucleosome binding; protein binding
Source: RefSeq, a predicted model, not a curated record